Ceutorhynchus assimilis (cabbage seed weevil) is the source of this 3093-nucleotide messenger RNA. Lineage: Eukaryota; Metazoa; Arthropoda; Insecta; Coleoptera; Curculionidae. The record is from the annotation of a GenBank genome assembly.
AGGUCCUUCUAGUCCUGCUCCUAACCUGACUUUUUUGUAUUUAUUUUCUCAUCAUUUUUGUAGAAGCGCCAGGUUUUUUUUUUUUUUCGUAUUGCAAUUUGUUUUUACUCCUUUAUUAUGCCGUCACACGCAAGGUUUGAUGAUCUGGAGGAAGAUUAUGAUUCUUCUGAUUCAGAAGAUGAGAGGAAACUUGAAAAGUACAAAAACAGUAAGCAGGAAGAUUCAGACAGUGAGGUUGAAGUUUUGGGUGUGGGUUCGGAAGGGGAAUCGAGUGAUAUAGCCUCGGAUAUAGCCCUAAGCGAUGUCGAGGGCCAAGAAGACGACGAUGACAUCCCAGAUGCCAGAGCUUGGGGCAAAGAAAAAAAGAAAUAUUACGGAGCAGAUUACGUGGAUCCAGAUUAUGGUGGAUUCCAAGGAAAAGAUGGCCACGCAGCGGAAAUCGAAGAACAAGAAACUAAAACUUUGCAGAAUCAGUUGAUGCAACAACUGGACGAUAAUGAUUUUAGUUUGGAUGUUAUUUUUAAAAAGAAGCCAGACAAGGAAGAAGUAAAAGAACAAACGGAGGAGUUAAUUAAAACAGAUUUAACCAAACUGACUAAUAAGCAGAAAAUUCAAAUGUUACAAAAGGAAUCACCGGAGUUUUUUAGUCUUGUGGAUGAUUUUAAAGUUAAAAUGGCUUUUGCAAAAGAUUACUUAAAUCCGAUUAUUCAAAAAGUAAAAAAUGGAGAAAUUGAACAUUGCAAGGCAGUUGAUUGUGUACAAACUCAUUACAAACUUAUUUUGAAUUAUGCCACCAACAUUAAUAUGUAUUUAUUGCUUAAAGGCAAUAAUAAAUUGAAAAAUCAUCCAAUAAUUCAAAGAUUGUACCAAUAUAGGCAAUUAUUAAGCCAAAUAGAACCUGUAUUCGAGGAAAUUAUUAAACCGCAAAUUGAGCUAUUGCUUGCUAAAAAAGAAGUUGAGGAAAAAACUCUCAAACUACUGAGUCAGCUUCAAAAUACUAAAAAGACAAAAUCCAAAUCAGUCAGUGGUCGUCCAAGUAAAAAAAUCAAGUUGGACGAAAAUCUUAUGACCAAAAAAGUUACGUUUGAAUCGAAUAGUUCAGGUGAAGAUGACAAGGAAGUGCCUGAAGAGAUUGAAGGUGAUAACGAAGAAACCGAACCAAGUAAACGUGCAAUUACGUACCAAAUUGCUAAAAACAAAGGGCUCACUCCGCAUAGAAAGAAGGAACUUAGAAAUCCAAGAGUGAAGCACAAACUCAAGUUCAGGAAAGCCCUGAUUCGCAGAAAAGGUGCCGUACGUGAACCAAGAAAAGAACUUUCCAGGUACAGCGGGGAAAUAUCAGGUAUCAAAGCCUCUGUGUCCAAGAGUAUCAAAAUCAAAUCAUAAAUGUCUGAUAUUAAAUAAAUGUUUAUUUACAAAGAAAGUGAUCGUACAAUAAUUAUUAUAGUACCCUAAUAAAUUUCGUACUUACUAAUAAUAAUUUAAAUACUACUAAAUUUAACAAAGGCUUAUAGUAAUAGUAACAAACAGUUUUUUUUCAAUAAUGUCUAUAAUAUGGAAUAGAUUUAUUUUUAAAACUAAAACUAAAAUAGCAUCAAUUAAAAUAGAUUAUAAUUUUAUUAUGGUCAAGACUAGAAAUAAACCUAAAGAUAUUUUUCAAAGCCGAAAAUAAAAAGAAAACAAUCAUUAUUGUUUUGGUAGAAGACAGUGGACACCAAAAAGAAAGGCAAACAUUUGAUUAGCAAUAGCCACACAUUAUUUUAAAGUAAAAUUUUAAUCAGUCUUUAAUAAGGUUUACAGUUUACCCUUAUAGUUUCAUUUUUUCCUUAUCGAAACUAAUAAAUUAACCACUAAACACUUAAUUAAUUAAUAACUAUAUAUUGAUAUGUAAAAAUAUGAAAAACUUUAACAAAACUAAUAUGCUGAAUAAUAUUACAUUUAUAAAGUAAUAAGCGAAAUAAUCAUAUUAUGGAUAUUUGAGAAUUUCCAGAGUAGCUCUCAUUGAACCAAUUUCUGAUCUUGUAGACCUACCCUUUUCAAGAUGUGUUUCAGAAACUGUAAAAUUAGGUUAAAAAAAAAGGUGUAGAAUAAUCAAUUAUACCCAAUACAAGUAGGUACAUUCCAAUUUAAGUACAAUGUGGAGGUGAUUUGUAAUAAAAAAUAUACAAGGUGAUCAAUUUUGGGUGCUUCAGGGUCUAAGCUCAAAAUCAUCCUUGCAUACAUUUUUCAGUAUAUUUUGUUUAGUUUUGCACACAUUAAACAUAUAUCAAAGUUUUUUGCUUACCGAUUAUACGUUAUCAUUAAAAUUAUUGAUCGAUAUCACAUCAAAACGACAUGCCUAUUAUACAGGGUGUCUCCAAUCAGUCUGUACAGACUGCAACGGUAUGGAAAUAAAGCGAUUUAAUAAAAAAAAUAUCGUGGACCUAGAAUGAAUUGUUAUUGAAAGGGGUCGUGGCAAAUUAAAAUUUUUAAAUUUUAGAACUGUUAUCAAGAUAAAUUUUUUCAAACAAUGAAAUGCCAUUACUUUCUAACAAUGUACAUAUAGACAGACCUUUUAGAGUCACCCUAUACAAGAUAUUGGAUGUUACAUACAUAUAGAUACAUAUAGGAAUCAGGCACAAUAAUUAUAAUUUAUUUCAUAAAAUAAAAAAAUUAAAGUUGGAUAUGCAUUAAUAAUAUACAUAGUCGUCGAUUUCUAAACUAUAUUAAUUAAGAAUGUGCCGAAUGUAUUAUAUCAAUAAACAUUCAGUCGGGGCAAAUUGGGGAGCAUAGGAAAUUUAACAUUUAGAUUUAAAAUAUUGUCUUUUAGAUAAAUUUACGUUUCCUCAGUAUCAGACGGAGCGUCUAGAGCUGUGUGCACUGUAACGCUCACUCCUCUAUUGAUACUAACCGCAGGAUAAAAAACUCCGUAUAAAUCCCUAAAGGCUAUUACUCCUUGUGGUUCCUCAUUUACGUAAAACUGUAGAGUGUGAUGGUUCAGGUCUAGCAAUACUCCUAUAGUAGAGCCUACAUGGAUGCCACCUUCUACUCUCUGUUCGUGAGCUCCAGCAUGUUGAAACCAUGAUCUUUGACGGUCGAUGUACAUUGCCCAGC